Lodderomyces margitis is the source of this 1332-nucleotide messenger RNA. RefSeq names its product peroxin (gene PEX13). Gene Ontology annotation, biological process: protein import into peroxisome matrix, docking. The record is from RefSeq and is a predicted model, not a curated record. Gene Ontology annotation, molecular function: protein binding. Gene Ontology annotation, cellular component: peroxisome; peroxisomal importomer complex; peroxisomal membrane. The transcript has a single exon. Lineage: Eukaryota; Fungi; Ascomycota; Pichiomycetes; Serinales; Debaryomycetaceae. The coding region runs from base 1 to 1332 and encodes 443 amino acids.
AUGUCUGCAUCAGCACCAAGAACAAAACCCUGGGAAGUAUCACAGGGCACAAGCGCAGCAUCAACUCAACAACCCGCAAACAUACCUGCUGCUGCAGGCUCCACAGCAACGGCGACGACGACAGGGACAGGGACAUCAACAAACCCAUCGUUGCCUGAUCGUCCAACGUCGCUCACCAACGAAUUCAACAACAUGGCCCAAACGUCACCUUAUGGUAACAAUACCACUAACAACGCAUAUGGCACUUCUUCUACCUAUGGCAACAACUACGGCUCAUCAGGAUAUGGGUCGUCAAUGUAUGGCUCGGGCUAUGGGUCUGGAUACGGCUCUGGCUACGGGUCGGGCAUGUAUGGAUCAGGAUAUGGUUCAGGCUUUGGAUCAAGCAUGUACGGAGGAGGCUAUGGCUCUAGCAUGUAUGGGUCUGGGUAUGGUUCGGGAAUGUAUGGCUCGGGGAUGUACGGUUCGGGAAUGUAUGGCGGUGGCUACGGAGGUGGCAUGUAUAGCCAACCCGGUAUGAUGCAAGGAGGCUUUGGGGAAGGAACACAGGCAACAUUCAAUUUGAUUGAGAGUAUAAUAGGUGCUGUUGGUGGGUUUGCCCAAAUGUUGGAGGCGACAUACAUGGCAACCCAUUCAUCAUUUUUCACCAUGGUCAACCUUGCUGAACAGUUUGGUAACUUAAAAAACGCCCUUGGCUCACUACUUGGGAUAUUUGCCUUGAUUAAUCUUGCUAAAAAGUUGUUUGCUAAACUAACGGGGCAAGUGUAUAACAAUGGCAUUAAUUUGAAUGAAUUCAACAAAUUCGAAGCUAAGCAAAAGAAGUUGGAAGAUCAAAUCAAGAGAAAUGGAGCAAAUGCUAAUAAACCACCAAGAUUGUCAUUCAAGCCACUCCUCAUUUUCCUCGCCGCAUCCAUCGGUCUUCCCUAUUUACUAAGCAAAGCUAUUCAAAUGCUUAACGAACAAAAUAGGCGCAAAAUGGAAAUUCAACAGCAGCAACAACAGCAACAACUAGGGGGACCAAACGCUCCCUUUGACCCAUCAAACUUACAAUUUGCCAAGGCCUUGUACGAAUUCAAUCCAGAAAACCCACAAAUGGAAGCCGAGUUGAAACCAAAUGAAUUGGUGGCAAUAUUAUCAAAACAGGAUCCAUUAGGAAACGAAUCCAAAUGGUGGAAGGUGAGAACGAGGACAGGGAAAGUGGGAUACGUACCUAGCAACUUUUUGUCGGUGAUUGAGCGAAAACUGCAGCCGCCAUUGAAACAGGUGGAAUCGGCGCCAGCAGUACCACAAAACGUCAAACUGGAUCAAUUAUUGGAGGAGUUUAAGAAUAUUUAA